Orbicella faveolata is the source of this 825-nucleotide messenger RNA. RefSeq lists its product as uncharacterized. The record is from RefSeq and is a predicted model, not a curated record. NCBI's taxonomy places the organism in Eukaryota, Metazoa, Cnidaria, Anthozoa, Scleractinia, Merulinidae. Gene Ontology annotation, cellular component: extracellular matrix. Gene Ontology annotation, molecular function: protein binding.
GUCCAAGAACAAGAACUGUAGUACACCACCAGUACACUGCAUGUAGCAUCUAACUAAGUGGUCUUUUAUUGUUUUGUAGCUAUGACUAUUUGACAAUUAUUAAUGAGAACAGCGAGCCAUUUGGCAUGUACUGUGGAAGAAAGACUGGCGAAUCAGUUAUUGUCACUGGAAAGUACGCAGUGUUCACAUUCCACUCAAACAACGUUGUUCAAAGAAGAGGGUUCCUGUUGUUGCUCAACUUAUUUAAGCCUACUGCACCCAAGAUUGAGUUACCAGAAUCUGUUGUGCGAGUAUUACCGGGUUACAGGCUGUCGUGUCCAGUCACUGGAACUCCUCCGAUACAUACAGCACUGAUAAGGAACUCUACAGUACUUGCAAAUACAACAGGCGUCAUUGAAGCUAUCAUUCAAGGGGGAAACUACACAUGCCAGGCAACCAACGAAUAUGGGGUAGACGUUAAGGACUUCUCAGUCAUAUUUGUUGGUGAGACCUCUUUUAAACAGAACAUUCAUUGUUGCCUAUAUAUGUUAGAUACUAAGGAAUAAAAAAAGACUAACUAUAAGCAGUCAGGAGUAGUUUGCGCGAAACAGUUAGAAAUUAUGCGAAACUCGGAGUUCUGGAAAGUAGGACAUGGAUGCUACACAUUCUCCGUUCUUUUUCUUAACUACCUACCAAAUCUGAAAGCAGAAAACUUUAUGUAUACGAAAAUCAAAAUACUAGAAAAAACGUAUCGACGUAAAAUUAAAAUCAAGCAAUCUUUGCAAAAUGGGAGCAUUGUUGCGAUCUAGCUCUGAAAUGCGUUGGUGUUCAAAUGAUUUCAUGACU